CUCUCUACCUCCUUUCUUCCCAUCCUCACCAAAAGCAAGCAAUUGAAAUUAAACAUACUCUCUCUUCGUUGCAACUCAAACGCCAUUCGCGCUCUCCAAAGCGAAAGCUCUCUCUUUCUACUACUACCACUACUGCUACUACUACUGCAACUUCGUCUUCUUCGUUGCGAUAAGCUUUUCUGAGUUCUGAGAUCCAUGGCGAGCAAGGGUAAGGGCGAGGGACCGGCGAUCGGGAUCGACCUCGGCACCACCUACUCGUGCGUGGGGGUGUGGCAGCACGAUCGCGUGGAGAUCAUCGCCAACGACCAGGGGAAUCGCACCACCCCGUCCUAUGUCGCCUUCACCGACACCGAGCGCCUCAUCGGCGACGCCGCGAAGAACCAGGUCGCCAUGAACCCCACCAACACCGUCUUCGAUGCGAAGCGGCUGAUCGGGCGGAGGUUCAGCGACCCGUCGGUGCAGAGCGACAUGAAGCUGUGGCCGUUCAAGGUGGUGGCGGGGCCGGGCGACAAGCCGAUGAUCGUGGUGCGGUACAAGGGCGAGGAGAAGCAGUUCUCGCCGGAGGAGAUCUCGUCGAUGGUGCUGACGAAGAUGAAGGAGAUCGCGGAGGCGUUCCUGGGCACGACGGUGAAGAACGCGGUGAUCACGGUGCCGGCCUACUUCAACGACUCGCAGCGGCAGGCGACGAAGGACGCGGGCGUGAUCGCGGGGCUGAACGUGAUGCGCAUCAUCAACGAGCCGACGGCGGCGGCCAUCGCGUACGGGCUGGACAAGAAGGCGAGCAAGGCCGGGGAGAAGAACGUGCUGAUCUUCGACCUGGGCGGCGGCACCUUCGACGUGUCCAUCCUGACGAUCGAGGAGGGCAUCUUCGAGGUGAAGGCGACCGCGGGGGACACCCACCUGGGCGGCGAGGACUUCGACAACCGCAUGGUGAACCACUUCGUCCAGGAGUUCAAGCGCAAGCACAAGAAGGACAUCAGCGGCAACCCCAGGGCGCUGCGGCGCCUGCGCACCGCGUGCGAGCGGGCCAAGCGCACGCUCUCGUCCACCACGCAGACCACCAUCGAGAUCGACUCGCUCUACGAGGGGAUCGACUUCUACGCCACCAUCACCCGCGCCCGCUUCGAGGAGCUGAACAUGGACCUCUUCCGCCGCUGCAUGGAGCCCGUCGAGAAGUGCCUGCGCGACGCCAAGAUGGACAAGAGCGACAUCCACGACGUCGUCCUCGUCGGCGGCUCCACCCGCAUCCCCAAGGUGCAGCAGCUCCUGCAGGACUUGUUCAACGGCAAGGAGCUCUGCAAGAGCAUCAACCCCGACGAGGCCGUCGCCUACGGGGCCGCCGUCCAGGCCGCCAUCCUCAGCGGCGAGGGCAACGAGAAGGUGCAGGACCUGCUCCUCCUCGACGUCACGCCGCUCUCCCUCGGCCUCGAGACCGCCGGCGGCGUCAUGACCGUCCUCAUCCCCAGGAACACCACCAUCCCCACCAAGAAGGAGCAGAUCUUCUCCACCUACUCCGACAACCAGCCCGGCGUCCUCAUCCAGGUCUACGAGGGCGAGAGGGCCAGGACCAAGGACAACAACCUCCUCGGCAAGUUCGAGCUCACCGGCAUCCCCCCGGCCCCCAGGGGCGUGCCGCAGAUCAACGUCUGCUUCGACAUCGACGCCAACGGCAUCCUCAACGUCACCGCGGAGGACAAGACCACGGGCCACAAGAACAAGAUCACCAUCACCAACGACAAGGGGCGGCUCAGCAAAGAGGAGAUCGAGAGGAUGGUCCAGGAGGCGGAGAAGUACAAGGAGGACGACGAGCAGCACAAGAAGAAGGUCGACGCCAAGAACGCGCUGGAGAACUACGCCUACAACAUGAGGAACACCAUCAGGGACGAGAAGAUCGCCGGGAAGCUCAACCCGGCCGACAAGAAGAAGAUCGAGGACGCCAUCGACGAGGCUAUGAAAUGGCUCGACGGGAAUCAGCUGGCCGAGGCCGACGAGUUUGAGGACAAGAUGAAGGAGCUCGAGAACCUGUGCAAUCCGAUCAUCGCGAAGAUGUAUCAGGGAGGCGCGCCUACCGGAAUGGACGAAGAUGUGCCGAGCGGCGGGGCUGCUGCCGGUGCGGGGCCUAAAAUCGAGGAAGUUGACUAAGGGGGGGGCGCUGCGGGAAGUGAGUGAAAGUUUGGGGUCCUCCUUUCUCUUCAAGCAAAUUAAUUAAUUAAUGUUGCUGCUUCUGAUUGUGUUGUUGGUGGUAUAGUUUCUGUGGGAUGUUUUAUGAGGGGUGUGAUUUAGCGUCUAGUUUGCUCUAAGUAUGUUGUUACCUUAGCCGUUAUAAUACACUUUUUUGCGUCCUCAAGUGUUACAAUGUAAUAAAUACAUGAUCCUUUCAUUUCGAUGGGAAGAAAGUGUUUCAAAUUCAUAUCACGUUGUUUUUCA
Ananas comosus (pineapple) is the source of this 2427-nucleotide messenger RNA. RefSeq names its product heat shock cognate 70 kDa protein-like. The transcript has 2 exons. Lineage: Eukaryota; Viridiplantae; Streptophyta; Magnoliopsida; Poales; Bromeliaceae. Bases 196 to 2142 code for a protein of 648 amino acids. Gene Ontology annotation, biological process: cellular response to unfolded protein; protein refolding. Gene Ontology annotation, molecular function: heat shock protein binding; ATP binding; misfolded protein binding. The record is from RefSeq and is a predicted model, not a curated record. Gene Ontology annotation, cellular component: cytoplasm.